Messenger RNA from Trematosphaeria pertusa, 720 nucleotides. RefSeq lists its product as uncharacterized. NCBI's taxonomy places the organism in Eukaryota, Fungi, Ascomycota, Dothideomycetes, Pleosporales, Trematosphaeriaceae. The coding region runs from base 1 to 720 and encodes 239 amino acids. The transcript is spliced from 4 exons. The record is from RefSeq and is a predicted model, not a curated record.
AUGCUGUUCUCUAAUGUUGUGAACCUGGCAACACUGGGCAAGGGCGAACAUAAGAACUUGUUGCGCCAGCUUGAUCGGAAGUCCAACACCCUUACGGAUAUAUCGCGUCAAUUUAUGCACAGGGCGCAGUCGUUGAAAAUCAUGAGCUUUAUUGAACAGCAGGUCGAACGUCCUCUGAACACUCUGGUGCGGUCGUUCCUGUUCCCAUCGAGUCCACAGUCAUCUAAUCCUAUUCAGGUUGUCCCCGAAUACUCAGCCAUAUUAGGUCUCCCCAAUGAGAUGAUAAUUCCCCUCAAAGCCAGUCAUCGCAGCCUUAGCCACUUCCCCGUGUUCAACAUCCACCGGUUCAGCAGCCGGCUUCCGGCCUCCAUGGUAGCCCAAGGCGGUAUCUUCUUCCCAAUGUAUCGGGAAGCAGCCAUCGGUGACAUAGAUAUGAUCAUGCGACGCAUAAAUUUGGUAGGACCAAAGAAAGGCCACACCCUUCGCGAGGAUCGACCAAAAUUGGUCGGAAAUCUUUGGAAAGAGGCCCCUGCAAUGCUAGAGCCACCGGAUCUUGUCGAGCUCACCGUAUUCCACCGGCAAGCUGAACAAUGGAAGUUCGAGGCUCGCACGGAAGACUGUCAGAAAACCGUUUCGCUAAAGGAUGAUGAUUUCGAAGAUAUCAUUGCCUUCUUUCAAGAUGCUUUUGCCAUACCCGCAAUGAGGCCGAUUCCAAUUUGA